UAAGAUCUUCGAUCCCGCCUCUUGAUUUGAAUGUGAUAUUUGUUUUGGCGGUUGCUUGUGUUGUGAUAACUUUAUCAUCGAUUAUAGUAAUAGGACUAUCGAGGAUAUCUAGUGGUAUCUACAAUGGAAGAGCAAAUUGAAAACAUAUAUCCAGCUUCACAUGCGAGAGUGUCUAAAGGAGCCUCGGUCCUCCAUUCAGUUGUGUCUGGUGUCAUGAAACUUGAGCCAAAACCUACUGCAGUGAAGAGGAUGCAGGAAUAUAAUGUAAAGCGGAUUGUCCUCAAAGAUCUUAACAAGAAUACACAAAAAAUGCAGGGUGGAUGUGGCAACAACAAUUCAGUGGCAUCAACUCCUGUGACCUGUUUAGAUCAACAACUGCCUGUAUCAACUGAAACUUCAGAGCGUGAAUUACCAGUUCAAUUCACCAGAGAAUUUGUGGAAGAACUUAUUGAAAACGUCCAGUGUGUUGGUGACAAAACAGCAAGUGAUGUACCUCAUCACACUACAGAAGCAGCAUCUCAUUUAAAAUUCGAGACUCAAGAAUCUUUACCUGGUUCGCUGCCAGACCUCCUGUUACCUGAAGCAGCAUUCAAGAAACACUCAGACACAGAUACUGAUACUACUGAAUACGAAAGUGCAGCUGAAACUGACCCACCAGAUGGGCUUUCUCACAGUAGUAGUAUCGUAGCUGAGGAUUCAAAUGUCUUUGAAGAAUCUGCUUAUGGAAGUGCGCCCGCACCUGAAACCCAGAAAGAGGAAACUACAUUGCCCUGUGGCGAUAUAAGUAUUUUGUGUGCUGAUCUCGACAAAUUGAAUUUGAAUUCUCCUGUUGGACGAGACAUUACAGUACUUUCUGUUAAGAAACUUGAAUGUGAUACUGAUGGUGAACAUUCUCCAGCACAUGAAGUACUUAAUAGUGGUGUAGUUGAGGACCCUUCUAGUUCCAUUAAUGCAGAUGAAGAGAUACUUUUAAAGGCAUCACAGAAAGCAACAACUGUCAUUCCAGGAUUACCUGAAGCAAGUGAGAAAGAUCACAUUCCAAGUGAAAAAAAUAAUUCGUGCCCCACAAGUGCUGACUCAUCCUUAACAUGUAAUGGCUGUAUAGUUCAACCACACAUUUCGAUUGAGAGUAACCGAGAACAAUAUUUAUUGGAGACUGAUGCUCAGAGUGCAUGUAUUAAUGAAAUUAUUGUAGGUGUAGAAGACACUGGUACUGAAAUUCCUUCAGGUAUUGAAGAUAACCAUCAAAAUCCUUAUAGUCUUCCAACAGUUGCGGAUAAUGAUCUAGCUGGUGCUAACACAAAACUAGAUAUUGGUAGAUGUGAGGAAAUAGCUACUUUGGAAACUCCUUUAAACAUUACCUGCCUAUCUUCUAAAGCAACAUCUAUAUCACGUGUUCAGGAAUGUUCCAAAAGUUCAGACUCAGUCCCUCAGUACGCAAAUUUUGAUGCUGUGAUUUGUUCUAAGGAAUUACCCAAAUCAGGUGUAGGUGCUGAACUAGAAUCUGUAAUUUCUGAGGUCACAGGAGCAGAAGAGUGUGUUUCCGAUGAGAGAAAUACUACAUUUCAGUUAGCAAGUUGUGAUGACACAUCCCGAGACUUGAACAAAACCAGUGAAACUCUUGUAUUUGUUGAUGGAUCUCAGGACAUCCCAACUGCAGAUGUUGAUCUGAGAAGCAGUGUACCUGAUAAUUCAGAGGAACUUUCCAUUCCUUUGCUGCAAGGUUGUGUUAACUCUCAGCAGGCAGAUGAUAAAGACUAUAAAUUGUAUGAAAAUAUCAUAGAAAUUAGUCGUUUGCAAGAAAAAGACCUAGAAAAGGAAUGUUGUGAUGGAGGCACUAUAAAGAAAGAAAACUAUAGCAGUGAAGGAAGUGAUUUCAGUCAUUUAUGCUCCAAUCAGGAAGAGCUAAAGGACUUCACUAAUGAGACAUUGGUUACUGAUAUUCCAGAAUUUGGCAAUAUUUCAUCAGAAGCUGAAAAAGUAGCUGAAGAAUUAUUUAAUGUAUCACAGGAAAUUGAAGAGGAAGUAAGUAACAGUGUAGUUGUGGAUCUGAAGUGUGACAUGGAAGAUCACACUUAUCUCAGUAUGGAUGACAGAAUUGAUCCUUUCGCUCCAAAAUCUGCUCUCCGUCAUUCACCUCCACCUGUGUCGAGAACAAAUUCCCCUAACAGCUCCGGCAGUCGAGGUAGCAGCCCUGCUAAAAGAUACAGCAUUGAAAAAAGUUCACCAAAAACAAGAUCCAAGUCUGGGACAAGCACUCCAGGGAAGGAAAGCAGUUUAAGUGAUUCUGAGUCCCCUAAAUCGAGAUCUAAAGCUUCAAAUUCACCAUGCCUGUUAACAAAGGGGAAUGAAGCUACCACAGAAACCACACAUGCAAAACCCAGUAUUGAAGAGGCAGAAGAUUUCGGAAGCGGAGCAGCGCAUGGUGCUGACAUGAAUAGUACUACUGUGAUAUCUGUGGGAACUGAAGACAUUGCUUACAGUCGAACAGAUGUGUCUAGAGAACAUGCCUCAGUGAAUAUUUCAUCAGGAUCUGCUGAGCAAAUGCUGGAUCCAAGGAGAGAGUCACUGUAUGUAAAAUUUGAUCCACUUUAUAGCACACCUAGUAAGUGUGAUCUCCCACUACCUCAAGUGGAUAGGAUCAGCUUGGAGAGGCAAGAAGACGUUGCUAUUCAACCAGAGAGGGAGAAGGAGGAGGACGUGGAUGUAGAAUGCCCAGGUUCUAAUCAGGCUCUGGCUUACAUUGAUAAACUUAUUUCACUUAGUCCCACUGUAUUGAAGCCUGAAAAAUCUGCAGAAAAAAUAAAGGACAGAACUUUAUCCCACAUCAGUCAGUCAGAAAUUUCUGUUCCUGAAAAGGAGUGUGUGAAAAAAGUUAGCAAUCCAGAGGAUAAAAUCUCGUGGAGUAACAACCGUAGCCCAGAAGUUUCACAAGAGGCAGAGAUGUUAAACGAACUUCAAGAAUUACGCAACAUGGUUCUCAAGCAGGAGCAAUCAUAUACUGAAAAAGUUAAAAUCUUGGAGAAAAAGAUUGAAUCCUUAGAAAUAAAACUGAAAGAAAAGGAUGAAAAAGAAAGCAAACUAAACAAGAAAAUUGCUGAAAUGACUGAAGGACAGGAACAAAUAAGUAUUAUUAUGGAAGAAUACGAGAGGACAAUUGCUGGACUCGUUUAUGAGAAAGAGCAAGAAAAACAACGCUUUGAACAUGAGAAAGAGAACCUUAUAAAGGAGAAAGAUACUGUGUCUGGCCAUCUUGAAAAUAUUGAAAUUGCCUUUUCAGAUGUUCACAGAAAGUAUGAAAGAAGUAAAGAUAUUAUCCAGGGAAUAAAGAAUAAUGAGGAGACAUUGAGAGCGAGUUUAGCAGAAUAUGAAGCUACAAUCAAGCAACAGGAGCAGAAAUAUGACUUUCUGAAAUCAUAUGCCACAAGCCAGCUGGAAAGUGCUAAUCAGGAACUCGAGUCAUUACGCCGCAGUCAUCAGGCAGAAAGUGCGAAGUUGCAUGCCAUGUUAAAGAAAGCUGAAAUCAAAGCAAGUUCACUCGAAGAAAUGCUGGAGCAAAAGAUUAAGGAAAACCAAGAACUUACAGCGAUAUGUGAUGAACUGAUAGGCAAAGUGGGAUCUAGUGAAUGAGAGUACCCUGUGGCAGUUUCCUUUCUUCUUUUUUAUAUUUUUAGGUAGACUUUAUCCGGCCAUGUCUUUCAGUGAAGUUAAAACUUGUUGUUGCUUGUAAUUUUGCCCUGCUAGCUGGGAUUUCAGUAAAUAUCAGCACAUUGCUAGAACAACUUGUAAUUGUAGAGUUAUUAUUUGUAUUUGUAAAUAAAUGUUUAAUGCUUCAUAAAACUAUUUAUUGGUAAGUGCAAUUGUUUGUAAUGAAUUAUAUAACCCACUAGUAAUGAUAUACUGCUUCAUUGCAGUUUUCUGUGACUUGUGGAGGUUUGACUAAACAGAUGUUAUGUCAUCUUAAUAUGUGAUUAACACUUUUGUACUUGUAGUAAAACUACAUGUGUGUGUGUGUGUGUGUGUGUGUGUGUGUGUG
Schistocerca nitens (vagrant locust) is the source of this 4036-nucleotide messenger RNA. It is a transcript of the gene tacc, whose product is annotated as interaptin. Gene Ontology annotation, biological process: cerebral cortex development; mitotic spindle organization; cell population proliferation. The transcript is spliced from 13 exons. Gene Ontology annotation, cellular component: cytoplasm. The record is from RefSeq and is a predicted model, not a curated record. Lineage: Eukaryota; Metazoa; Arthropoda; Insecta; Orthoptera; Acrididae. Bases 124 to 3630 code for a protein of 1168 amino acids.